Photinus pyralis (common eastern firefly) is the source of this 911-nucleotide messenger RNA. Its product is annotated as circadian clock-controlled protein-like. The transcript has 5 exons. The record is from RefSeq and is a predicted model, not a curated record. Bases 86 to 814 code for a protein of 242 amino acids. Lineage: Eukaryota; Metazoa; Arthropoda; Insecta; Coleoptera; Lampyridae.
AACCGACGAAGCGAUAAGAUUUGUUUUGUUAUCGAAGUGCCUAUAAAUACUGAAUUUUGUCCUGUGCCAUUAUUAUAGGUUCAGCAUGUCUCUGCAAAUCAUUUUUGUUUUAGUGUUUAUCUUUUCAAGCUGCGACGGAAAACCGGAGUUGCCACCGGCAAUAAUAAGAUGUACACCAACUAGUGAUGCAUGUUUCAAGAGUCAAUUGCAAACAUUCUUAAAUGUUCUUCAAACUAACCCGAAAAGUCUUAAAGUCAAGGACAUACAGCCAAUGAAAGUUAAAUCAUGGACAGUAGCUCCCGGACCUAAGCAUAUCAAGUAUAAUCAAACUUACAAAAAUUUCAGGUUGUACAAUCACGCUUUUAAUAAGGUCGAGAGUUUAAAAAAAAAGAUUGCUGGAAAUGUUAUGACUUUUAAUGUAACAGUGUCUAAUCCUGAAGUAAUAGGUGUAGCUGAAUUUAAUAAUGCUACAUUCCUUAAUGUCACACUAAGCAGUAAAGGACAGGUAACCUAUGUACAUGAGGGGUAUAAAGCCAGCUUCAACGUGACCGGAGAAAUUGUAAAUCGGGAAAAAGACAAGUAUAUAAAACUUGUAGAUUUGAGUCUUCAGUUCUCCGCUUCGAAGAUAGUAUUUAACAUUAAGACCAACAAUGCUACUCACGAUGUGGUUACGAAUAACCUUUUAAAUAAGAACUGGAAACUCGCUUUCGAUGACGUGAAAGCAGGCUAUGAAAAAAUUUACGCUCAAGCUUACAGAGACAUAGUGGAAGGAAUACUUGCGGCAUUUCCCUAUGACUCCAUUUUCCUAGAUUAAAACUGUAGUCGCGUGUAGUCACAAAUUAUGUAUCUCUAAAAUUUCUAUUAUGUAUAUUCUAUGAUAAAUUAGACAAUAUAUUCAAACUUUAUAUUAA